Tarenaya hassleriana is the source of this 588-nucleotide messenger RNA. RefSeq lists its product as uncharacterized. The record is from RefSeq and is a predicted model, not a curated record. Lineage: Eukaryota; Viridiplantae; Streptophyta; Magnoliopsida; Brassicales; Cleomaceae. The transcript has 2 exons. Bases 12 to 569 code for a protein of 185 amino acids.
AAACAUCACCAAUGUACCUGCGAAGUUUAUAUUCUUACGACGUUGAAGAUGUGACAAGAGAGGAUAAAGGAACUAAUGGAGAAUCCUCUAGAAGCGACAUCGAUGGAGACCAACUAAAGAUUGUUGAUGUAACACACACUCAUCUGCUGGAACGUUUUGGUGACACAGAGGACGUUUUCGACACAUCUUGCUCGGUGUGUAGACAUAAGCUAGACAUUCGGGCAUAUAGAUGCGCGUUUCACGUGUCACGCAAAUGUGAAUUCAUGGCACAUGAAGCAUGCGCGAAACUUGGACAACAAUCAACACGACGGUUUCAUAGGAGCCACCCUCUCACGCUCUUGCCAGUGCCUCCGGCCGAGAACAUUGAAUGCGAUAUCUGCAAAAGAGCUUUCGAGGGUUUCAAUCUGUUCUGUCGCACAUGCGGUUACGUCAUCUGUCUGAGAUGCGCGAGAGGAGAUACAAGGUUGGUGCAAAAAGUGGCAAGAGGGAAGAAAAGGUGUAUGGCUGUUUUACAUUUCAUAGAAAUGGGAGAGUUUUCUCUCUACAUACACAUCUAUUUAUACACAUAAAAGAGACAAUAGAGUAUGA